Messenger RNA from Lytechinus variegatus (green sea urchin), 1526 nucleotides. RefSeq names its product 39S ribosomal protein L19, mitochondrial-like. Gene Ontology annotation, cellular component: ribosome; mitochondrial large ribosomal subunit. The coding region runs from base 77 to 1057 and encodes 326 amino acids. NCBI's taxonomy places the organism in Eukaryota, Metazoa, Echinodermata, Echinoidea, Temnopleuroida, Toxopneustidae. Gene Ontology annotation, biological process: translation. The record is from RefSeq and is a predicted model, not a curated record. The transcript has 5 exons. Gene Ontology annotation, molecular function: structural constituent of ribosome.
AUACUACGUAUAAAAACAUAGCCUCUUUUUUGCCCAAUUUUGUUUUCCCUAGGAUACUUUGCUUCGGUUAUCAAAGAUGGAAUGCUUCAGGAUUUUAAGAGGACGGCCUGUUCUUAUAUUUCAGAAACAAUCCUGUAUUGGGACACGAAUUCUUUGCAGUGUUCGUGAAAUAAAAGGCUCAAAAUCGGCUUAUGCUAGCUCAGAUGACUCAGGCAGUAAUGAUCAUUCACCGACUGAUGCCAACCAGCCUGAAGAAUCCACCCAACCUACAACAAAACCACUCCCCUCCCAGCAUGCACCUGCCACCACCCGAGGACCGCGGCGGAAGAAGGUUGGUGAGGCCCUGCAGGAGAGGAAGUAUUUCAGCCCUGAGUUUAUGCCUCCCAUGGGGCAGAGGAGUACGCUGAAGGAUUUUCUGGAGAGGGAAGAUUGUUACAAGAGACGAGAGGUCCUGGAUAUUCCAGAGUUUUAUCCAGGUUCAAUCCUAGCCGUAACAGUGUCUGACCCGUAUGCUCCAGGAAAGGAAAAUCGUUUUGUUGGCAUCUGCAUUGAAAGGAAAAACUAUGGACUUGGUGCCAGUUUUAAGCUACGGAAUUGCAUAGAUGAUCAAGGUAUUGAGAUCAACUAUGAACUGUACAACCCCCUCAUCAAAAAGAUUGAGGUUAUCAAACUUGAGAAAACGAUAGAUCGCAACCUCCUAUACCUGCGAGAUGCCUUGCCUGAGUACAGCACCAUAGAUCCUGACAUGACAACAAUCAAACAUCCUCCAGGCAAACCAGUUCCUGUCAACGAUGUAAAGGUGAAGAUGAAACCCAAGCCAUGGCACAAGCGAUGGGAGCGGUAUGGUUUCCAAGGGAUUGACAUGACGGAGGUACUCUCUGAGGAGAGGAUAGAGGAGGGUAAGAGGUGGUGGACUCCAGAUCAUGAGAAGAUGGAUCUUCUUAAUCUAUACAGGUCAAGUUCCCAUAGCAACGAGGAGAGGGCGAUGAUCAAGGAGGAGUUUGAGAGGCAUGUCCAGAGCCUGAAGCGGAAGAAGAAGUCUAGUGCUGGCUCAUAGCGGUUUGCCAGUGGAAUGGAUUAAUAUGGACUCUCAAGCUCUAGUGGGGAUUUUGAGGUGGACGCUAAAGUCCCUAAUUGACAUUCUGAACCAACUGGUGGAUAUCAUCUGCAUGGUUCGGGAAGGAAUAUGAUUGAAUGACUGGAUUGUUGAAAAAAAAAUGAUGGAGAGGAGAUUAAAGAGGUAGGGAAGUACAUUUCAACGGGCAAUCGAGUCGCCUAGUGUGCGCCAGGUGUAAGUUUGCUUUUACAGAUCUUGCAUCAGUUUGCCGGGCGGAGUGGACUGGUAUCCAUGUACCAGUAGACUGUAAAGCUCCAGUGGGAAUUAUUGUAGCUGUGGAUACUGUAUUUUUUUACUCUCCGUGAGGAUGUGCUGGAAAGAUGAUUUGGUUUAAUGGAUUGUGAAAAACCCAAAUAAAAUUAAGCAGUCAGGAUUUAAAGGAGAAGUUCACCCUGACAAAAAGUUUAUU